Messenger RNA from Brassica napus (rape), 683 nucleotides. RefSeq names its product gibberellin-regulated protein 1. Lineage: Eukaryota; Viridiplantae; Streptophyta; Magnoliopsida; Brassicales; Brassicaceae. The record is from RefSeq and is a predicted model, not a curated record. The transcript is spliced from 3 exons. Bases 295 to 600 code for a protein of 101 amino acids.
AAUGCUCUUUUCUUUUUUUGAUCAAAAUAUAUGUCAUGCUCAUUCAAUCAAUUCCACAUAAAAGUCAACAAAAUUCAAAGAAGAUUAUUUCAUUACAAUUUUGAUUAUGUAUAAAUGGAAUGAAAUUAUUUCAUUUUCUUCAUAUUCAAUUCCUCUAAUUUCAUUCCUUUUUAUUCUACUGGAUUCUCGUUCUAUAAAUUGAAGGCCUCCAAGUUCUCAUUAGACACAACUCAAACACACAUUAUCUUCUUUGAGUUAUCUCUAAUCAUACUAUAAUCAUCUCCUUAGAGAGUUAUGGCAAUUUCAAAAGCUUUUAUUGUUUCUCUUCUCAUAUCUCUUCUUGUCCUCCAACUCGUCGAGGCAGACGUGGAAGUCUCAAACAAAAAGAAUGGCUACGGGCCUUACGGCAGUAAGAUUGAUUGUGGAAGUGCGUGUAUAGCACGGUGCAGGCUCUCAAGUAGACCGAACCUUUGUCACAGAGCGUGCGGGACUUGCUGCGCCAGGUGCAACUGUGUGCCACCAGGCACGUAUGGAAACUACGACAAGUGCAAGUGCUACGCCAGCCUCACCACCCACGGUGGUCGCCACAAGUGCCCUUGAGACUAUUUUGUUUUGUUUGUCAGUAAUUGUUGGCAUUACUUUGUAUUAUGUGUGGUUCUAAUAUAUAUAUAACAAUUUUAACU